ACGACAAACUGGAUCCUGUCAGUGCCUGGGAACCUGAGGGAUCCCAGAGAGGCAGAGAGGAGACAGACAGGACAGGGAGAACCAUCCAAGUGAUAAUGCUGUGAGGGAAACUGCUCAGGGAAAGCUAAAUCAGAUUGUUUUUGUACUCAUCUGUAUCCGGAAAGCGUCCUGUGCAGGAUCUGGUGUUGUACCUGACUGUGCAGCAACAUGGGAGCGUCCAGGGACAAGACGUCGCUCCUCUCACGGCUGCUUGUGUUGAUGCUGUGUGUCGUCUCUUCUCUCUGCCAGGAAGAAUAUUCUGGAUACCACUCAGGUGAGGACCACACCUUUGACGAGUCGUCCUUAGUCGACCACUAUGACAACUUAGCCUCUCCGCAACCAGAGUAUCCCCCUGAGCCAACUCACAGUUAUGAUGAAGACCAGCUACUGGAGGAGGGAGACUACGACCCUUAUGGUCCCGCCCCCACACAGGUUACCAUGAUAACCGAGGACGCCUUUUCCUACGCCACCACGACAGAGUCCCACUACGCCAAGGAGGACACAGAGAUCAUGCAGGUGCCAUAUGGACCCAACACUGACUCCUCAGAGGAGUCGGGGGGUGAUGCAGGCCUCGGGGAGGAGGGGCCAACAGAGUGUGAUUGUGAACCCGGUGAGCCUGGAUUUGCUGGAUUUGCAGGACCGAAGGGAUCCAGAGGCCUGCAGGGUAAAACUGGUGAACCAGGAAUUCAAGGCAGAGAAGGUUAUAAAGGAACCAAAGGAGUUCAGGGAAGAAGAGGAGACCCAGGACCAGUAGGUGAUGCUGGGCUUGAAGGAGACGAAGGAGCUUCUGGUUUCUCAGGAGGGAUGGGAGAACCUGGACUUAUUGGGGACCGAGGUGACCAUGGAGAGCUGGGUCUGAAGGGUGACAUCGGUAUGGAGGGACCCCGCGGAGGAGUCGGACCUCCUGGUGAGACUGGUCCACGUGGUGAUGCUGGGCCUGCAGGUCCAAAAGGAGGUAAAGGCAUCAAGGGAUCUUUUGGUGAUGAAGGCAAAAAGGGUCUUCAGGGACAAGAUGGACCAAAGGGACAGACAGGAGCGCCUGGGUUUCCUGGUGAUGUCGGUGAACAAGGUUACACUGGUUAUCCUGGACAGCCAGGAACCACUGGACCGAGUGGACCGAAGGGCACUAAAGGUCAAGAUGGCCUUCCAGGCAGUGACGGUGACCCAGGAGAAGAUGGGCCUAUAGGAGUCCCAGGGUUGAUGGGAGAGCCUGGACCAUUUGGUGCUAAGGGCAAUAAGGGGGAUCAUGGUGUCAGAGGACCUCGAGGCAGAGUGGGCGCUGUGGGAGGUGAAGGAGAGCAGGGAGAUGCUGGAGUACCAGGAAAACCAGGACCAAAGGGCCUCCAGGGCCAGACAGGUGCCAAAGGUGAGACAGGACCUGAUGGUGAAAAGGGUGCAGGAGGAAAAAAAGGAAUUAAAGGGGAUAAAGGACAAAAGGGAAGCGGGGGUGAUCGCGGAGACAAAGGACAGCGAGGGCCAAAAGGUGCCGUUGGUCGUAAUGGUGCCCCCGGCCCUGUUGGACCACCCGGUAUCCCAGGAACCAGAGGGAACCGCGGUCCAAUUGGUGACCCCGGUGUUAAAGGCCGAGCAGGACCCAAGGGAGUUCAAGGUCCAUCUGGUCCUGGUCUGACUGAUGAGCAGGUCCUGCAGCUCUGCAAAGGUGUGGUCACAGCCCAGAUCUCCCAGUACGCCGCCUCAAUCCGAGCCAAGUGCUCUCAGGGCUGCCCAGUUAACAACCGGACACUAAUUGGGCCCCCGGGAGCUCGAGGACCUCUGGGAUCACCAGGCAAAGCUGGUAAAGCAGGAAAAGCUGGAGCAAAAGGAGCCCGAGGUGUUCAAGGUGACAGAGGACUGGAGGGACAGAAGGGAGCGCAGGGCGAUAGAGGUAAGAAAGGGCCUAAAGGUGUUGCAGGUGAUCCAGGCAAAGGUCUACCAGGACUUGACGGACCACAAGGACUCAGAGGCUUACCAGGUCCCCCAGCAGAACCUAAAGAUGGCAUGGAGGGUCCCCGUGGGCCUCGUGGCUUCCCUGGUCCGGUGGGCCAAACUGGUAUGGUUGGGAUUGCGGGCAUGCCGGGAUUUUGCGAGGCGCGGGACUGCAGCAUUCACGCACCGGUGAUGCGCAAAGAACAGGGUCUGGUGAAAAGACCUGGAGGCUCAAAAAUCUGAACCUCAACACGAGGGAGAAGGACUGCUAUGAGAUUAUACCCUUUCUGAGAAUCACUCUGGCAGCAACUUCAGUGCUCAUCUCAGACAACACAGGAACUGGGUUUAAUUGGAGAAAAUUCUAUUAUAUACAUUUGUGACUGGUUUGUACAAGAGCUGAAAAUCGGACAAAAUCUAGCAAUGUUGGGAGCUCCUCUAAGAAGUGUUGCAGGAAUGAAACCAGCUAAACCACCCACCUGAGCCAGACAAGGCUUCCAGUGAACAUUUAACAUUUUAGAAGGUUUAUACAUAAUAUAUAUCCAAACCCUGCUUCAGUUUUUAUUGAAAAAAUUUAGUUGAAUGUUUUGUAAUUUGAUAAAACACGAGUAAAUUGUCCCCUAUGAUUCCCUCCUUCGGUUUAGUUAUUUUAUUCUAUGAUCCCUAAAAAGAUAAAGAAAUAAAUCAUGCUAUGUAAAUAUUUUGUAAAGAAUCCUAAAUGCAUGUACUGUGCUCAGAAAUAACUUUCAGAUAAACUGAUGUUUUUUUUAAACUGA
Messenger RNA from Amphiprion ocellaris (clown anemonefish), 2738 nucleotides. RefSeq lists its product as uncharacterized. The record is from RefSeq and is a predicted model, not a curated record. NCBI's taxonomy places the organism in Eukaryota, Metazoa, Chordata, Actinopteri, Pomacentridae. The transcript has 26 exons. Bases 208 to 2208 code for a protein of 666 amino acids.